AUUUUAUUUCGUUUGAAGGUGUCGUAAGUACAAUGUCGUAUUUUACAUUUUUAUUGGUGUCAGCUGUAUUAAUUGGAGCAGUACAAUCUUCUAGUCCACUAACCAGUCGUGUGGUAGGUGGUCAUGAUGCUGUUUCGAAACAAUUUCCACAUCAGAUCUCGUUACGUCGCGAUCACAGUCAUAUCUGUGGAGGUUCCAUUAUAAGCAGUAAAUACGUAUUAACGGCCGCCCAUUGUGUAGUUGUUCAAGGAACGGAGGCUUUUCCAGCUGAAUACUUUACAAUUCGCGCUGGUACCAUCAAUCGAAUUGCCGGCGGUGUUAUCAUACCCGUUAAACGCGUUCUAGUGCACCCCGGUUAUGCCGUUUACAAUGAUUUAGCACUAUUGGAAUUAAAAGAAGAGUUGGUAUUUUCAGAAUCAAUACAGCCCAUAGAAUUAUAUGACAGUGAAGUUCCCGCAAAUUCUAACGUCAUCAUAUCGGGCUGGGGUUUAACGGAGCAUGCUGGAGCAAAUUUGCCAAUUGUUUUGCAAUGGUAUACAGUUACAGCCUUAUCUAAAACUGGUUGCGCAACAAAAAUGGGAUUCUAUACUGAUGCUUUAAUCUGUUUAAAUCAUCAAACUGGUACUGGUGCAUGCAAUGGUGAUUCUGGAGGUCCUGCUACGUAUAAUGGCAAAUUAGUUGGCGUUGCAGGUUUUGUAGUUAUAAAAUGCGGUUCAUCAAGACCAGACGGUUACGCAAAAGUAGCUUAUAAUAUUGACUGGAUUAGGGAGAACAUGAUUUAAUUUAAUUUUAUUUAAAUAAAUAUAC
This is a messenger RNA of Calliphora vicina (urban bluebottle blowfly), 807 nucleotides long. Its product is annotated as serine protease SP24D-like. NCBI's taxonomy places the organism in Eukaryota, Metazoa, Arthropoda, Insecta, Diptera, Calliphoridae. The transcript is spliced from 2 exons. Gene Ontology annotation, molecular function: serine-type endopeptidase activity. The record is from RefSeq and is a predicted model, not a curated record. Gene Ontology annotation, biological process: proteolysis. The coding region runs from base 33 to 782 and encodes 249 amino acids.